AUGUCAAAAUUGAGACUGCGGCCGCUCGUUGACGCUGGGCUGGACUGCUUCGACAUGGCAGAUCACUACGGCGAUGCCGAGCUGGUGAUGGGCAAGUUCCGGGCGACAUCCGCCAGGAGAAUGACGGCCUUGACGAAAUGGUGCCCACCAGAGAACGGCGACAAGUUGUUGGAGCAGGCCAAGAAGCAGUUGAUCGUGCACUCGAGCGCAUGA
Aspergillus mulundensis is the source of this 213-nucleotide messenger RNA. RefSeq lists its product as uncharacterized. Lineage: Eukaryota; Fungi; Ascomycota; Eurotiomycetes; Eurotiales; Aspergillaceae. The record is from RefSeq and is a predicted model, not a curated record. Bases 1 to 213 code for a protein of 70 amino acids. The transcript has 2 exons.